Mirounga angustirostris (Northern elephant seal) is the source of this 3041-nucleotide messenger RNA. RefSeq names its product mutS homolog 5 (gene MSH5). Gene Ontology annotation, cellular component: nucleus. Bases 359 to 2923 code for a protein of 854 amino acids. The record is from RefSeq and is a predicted model, not a curated record. The transcript is spliced from 25 exons. Gene Ontology annotation, molecular function: ATP binding; mismatched DNA binding; ATP-dependent DNA damage sensor activity. Gene Ontology annotation, biological process: chiasma assembly; mismatch repair. Lineage: Eukaryota; Metazoa; Chordata; Mammalia; Carnivora; Phocidae.
CUCAAGCUCCGCUUCCGACUUUCUCACAGGCUCCACCUCCCGUCAAUCAAAGCCCAGAAACCCGGAAGGCGAGUUGCCCAAGUGCUAAGCAACGGCACAGGCGGGAAUUUUGAACGUUCUGGCACCGCCCCAUAUGCGGAUGGACCAAUCAGUGUCCAGCCGUCCCAGCAACUGUUUAUUCCCUCUCUCGCUCGGUUGGAUCUCCAGGCAGGAUCCGGAUCUUUCCGACCAAUAGCCGCUAAGAAGGGCGGGGCGUGUGCGCGCGCACCCCGUCCUCACGCCGGUAUGCCCCUCCUGCGGGCACUAGACUGUUAGUUACGCGGUUUCGUGCACGUAGCGACCCAGAGCCUCCAAGGCCAUGGCUUCCGUCGGAGCGAUCCCAGGCAGGACGCCGCAGGGCCCGGGGCCCGGGGCAGCCUCGGCCAGCUUUCCCAGCCUGGCCCCGGUGCCGGGCCGCGGGGAGUCCGAGGAGGAGGAGAACGAGCAGGAGCCGGCGGAGGUCUCUGGGGCGGUGUUGUCGCGAGCGGCAGGCGCAUGGAUCCAUCUGUGUGUCCUGUGGACUUCGGGAUACUUGGGCAUUGCCUAUUAUGACACUAGUGACUCCACCAUCCACUUCAUGCCAGAUGCCCCAGAUCACGAGAGUCUCAAGCUUCUCCAGAGAGUGUUGGAUGAAAUCAAUCCCCGGUCUGUUGUUACGAGUGCCAAACAGGAUGAGAAUAUGACUCGGUUUCUAGGGAAGCUUGCCUCCCAGGAGCACAGAGAGCCUAAGAGACCUGAAAUCGUAUUUUUGCCAAGUGUGGAUUUUGGUCUGGAGAUAAGUAAACAGCGCCUCCUUUCUGGAAACUACGCCUUCAUUCCAGACUCCAUGACUACCACUGAGAAAAUCCUCUUCCUCUCCUCCAUUAUUCCCUUUGACUGCCUCCUCACGGUUCGGGCACUUGGAGGGUUGCUCAAGUUCCUGGGUCGAAGAAGAAUUGGGGUUGAACUGGAAGACUAUAACAUCAGCGUCCCCAUCCUGGGCUUUAAGAAAUUUGUGUUGACCCAUCUGGUGAGCAUAGAUCAAGACACAUACAGCGUUCUGCAGAUAUUUAAGAGUGAGUCCCAUCCUUCAGUGUACAAAGUGGCCAGCGGACUGAAGGAGGGGCUCAGCCUCUUUGGAAUCCUCAACAGAUGCCGUUGUAAGUGGGGAGAGAAGCUGCUCAGGCUGUGGUUCACACGUCCAACUCAGGACCUGGGAGAGCUAAAUGCUCGGUUGGAUGUCAUUCAGUUUUUCCUCCUACCUCAGAAUCUGGACAUAGCUCAAAUGCUGCAUCGGUUGCUGGGUCAUAUCAAGAAUGUACCUCUGAUUCUGAAACGCAUGAAGCUGUCCCACACCAAGGCCAGCGACUGGCAGGUUCUAUACAAGCCCGCCUUCUGUCCAUUUCUGCUACAGACUGUGUACAGUGCCCUGGGUCUGAGGGAUGCCUGCCGCUCCCUGCCCCAGUCCAUCCAGCUCUUUCAGGACAUUGCCCAAGAGUUCUCUGACGACCUGCACCAUAUCGCCAGCCUCAUUGGGAAGGUGGUGGACUUUGAGGGCAGUCUUGCUGAAAAUCGCUUCACAGUCCUCCCCAACAUAGAUCCUGACAUUGAUGAGAAAAAACGAAGGCUGAUGGGACUUCCCAGUUUCCUCACUGAGGUCGCCCGGAAGGAGCUAGAGAAUCUGGACUCCCGUAUUCCUUCAUGCAGUGUCAUCUACAUCCCUUUGAUUGGCUUCCUUCUCUCUAUUCCCCGCCUGCCUUCCAUGGCAGAGGCCAGUGACUUUGAGAUUGAAGGACUGGACUUUAUGUUUCUGUCAGAGGAGAAGCUGCACUACCGUAGUGCUCGAACCAAGGAGCUGGAUGCAUUGCUGGGGGACCUGCACUGUGACAUCCGGGACCAGGAGACCCUGUUGAUGUACCAGCUGCAGUGUCAGGUGCUGGCACGGGCCGCUGUCUUGACCCGGGUGUUGGACCUUGCCUCCCGCCUGGACGUCCUGCUGGCUCUUGCCAGUGCUGCCCGGGACUAUGGCUACUCAAGGCCCCGUUAUGCCCCCCAGCUCAUUGGGGUCAGAAUCCAGAAUGGCAGACAUCCUCUGAUGGAACUCUGUGCCCGAACCUUCGUGCCCAACUCUGCAGAAUGUGGUGGGGACAGAGGGAGGGUCAAAGUCAUCACUGGACCCAAUUCCUCAGGGAAGAGCAUAUACCUCAAACAGGUAGGCUUGAUCACAUUCAUGGCCCUGGUGGGCAGCUUUGUGCCAGCAGAGGAAGCCGAAAUUGGGGCUGUAGAUGCCAUCUUUACCCGAAUCCACAGCUGUGACUCCAUCUCCCUGGGCCUCUCUACCUUCAUGAUCGACCUCAACCAGAUGGCGAAAGCAGUGAACAAUGCCACCAAGCAGUCUCUGGUCCUCAUUGACGAAUUUGGAAAGGGAACCAACACGGUGGACGGGCUCGCACUUCUGGCCGCUGUCCUGAGACACUGGCUGGCACUUGGACCCACGUGCCCUCACAUCUUUGUGGCCACCAACUUUCUGAGUCUUGUUCAGCUCCAGCUGCUGCCACAAGGGCCCCUUGUACAAUAUUUGACCAUGGAGACCUGUGAGGAUGGAGACGACCUAGUCUUCUUCUAUCAGGUGUGUGAAGGUAUUGCCAAGGCCAGCCAUGCCUCCCACACAGCUGCCCAGGCUGGGCUUCCUGACCAACUCCUUACUCGUGGCAAGGAGGUCUCAGACUUGAUCCGCAGUGGGAAACCUAUCAAGCCUGUCAAGGAGUUGCUAAAGGAGAAGCAAAUGGAAAAUUGCCAGACAUUAGUAGAUAAAUUUCUGAAACUGGACCUGGACGAUCCCAACUUGGACCUGGACCUUUUCAUGAGUCAGGAAGUGCUGCCUGCUGCCACUGCCAUCCUUUGAGAGCCCUUCCUUGGCCCUCCUCCACCUCAACCUGUCUCCUCACCUUCCUCAGACCCAGAACUCUCAGCUUUCCUGGAAAUUUUGUUUCAUAUUAGGAAUAAAGUUUACUUCAGAGAAA